CCUCCCCGAGCGUGGUCCCCGCGUCCCUCCUCCGCCCGCUUGACGCGCCGCCUGUCGCGCCUCUCCCACCGGGAUGUCCCUCUCCACCCUGACCACCCGUCCCCGGCGGACGGGCGUCAGCUCGCCAACCGAUACCCCCUCGCUGAAGUCCCGCAGCGUGGAGACCCUGGCGGCGCCGGCGCCGGACGCCGCCACCGCCGCCGCGUCCACCGCCGCCGCCGCCGCCGACCAGCCCAAGUCCCUCUUCAUGGCCUUCUACGAGAACGUCAUCCACCGGACCGUGGCCCCGCUCUUCCUGAUGCUGGCCACUCUGCUGUGGGUGCCCUUCUGCAUUCACACGGUCACGCAGCUGGACGGGUCCUACGCGCGUCUCAUUGAGUUCAUCGCCUCCGAGGGCCUGGUCAACGCCUAUCGCAAGUGCUACGUGGCCCCGGAUGCCACCACCUAUGGGAUUCUGAUUGUCUUUUCGGUCUUCCAGCUGGUGCUGAUGUUCGCCCUUCCGGGUCGCCGUGUGGCCGGCCCCGAGUCCGAGGGCGGCUUCACCCCCAUCUACCGGGCCAACGGUGUGGCCGCCUACCUGGUCACCUGCAUCAGCCUGGUGGCGGUGCACUUCUCCGGGCUCUUCGACGUGUCGCGUGUGUAUGACCAGCUGCCGCAGAUCUUCUCCCUCACGGUCCCCGGCAUCUUCGUCUUCUGCCUCCUGCUCUAUGUCAAGGGCGCUCUGCUGCCCAGCAACCGCCAUAGCUCGAAGCUGGCCCCCGGCGAGGACAACCCGGACUUCGGCCUGUCGGGCAACCCCAUCCUGGACUUCUACGCCGGCACCGAGCUCUACCCCUACAUCGGGCCGCUCAACCUGAAGUUCUACACCAACUGCCGCUGGGGCAUGAUGACCUGGCCGACUCUGAUCAUUGUGUAUGCCAUCAAGCAGUACACCAUGCUCGGCCACCUGUCCAACCCGAUGAUCAUGUCGGUCACCAUCCAGCUGGUGUACCUGUUCAAGUUCUUCCACUGGGAGAUGGGCUACAUGGCCACCCUGGACAUCAUGCACGAUCGCCUUGGCUACUACAUCUGCUGGGGGAUUUUCUGCCUGGUCCCUUCGCUGUACACCCUGUGCACCAACUACCUGGUCAACCACCCCUAUGAGAUCUCCAACCUCACCUGCUUCCUGGGCACCGUCUUCGGCAUCUCCCUCGUCGCCCUCGAGUACCACAUCGACAUGGAGCGCGUGCACUUCCGCAACGCCAAGGGCAAGGACAAGAUCUGGGGCCGCCUUCCGCGCCAUGUGGUGGCCAAGUACAUCGCCGCCGAUGGCACCGAGCGCACUUCCCUCCUGCUGGCCGAUGGCUUCUGGGGCCUCUCGCGUCACAUCAACUACGCCUUUGAGAUUGCCAUGACCUUCGUCUGGACCGUCCCCUUCCAGUUCAACCACAUCAUGCCCUACUCGUAUGUGAUUUUCCUGACUGGUCUGCUGCUGCAUCGCCUGUACCGCGAUGAGGUUCGCUGCAGCCAGAAGUAUGGCGAGCACUACGAGGAGUAUCGCCGCCUGGUGCCCUACUACCUGAUCCCCUACGUCUUCUAAGUGUGCGGGACCGUGUCUGUGCGCGAGAAUGCGAGUGUGCGACGAUCUCAAAGGCCGGCCGUGAGGCGGCGCCGCACCCCCGUCCACGAGGAGAGACGGCAAAAGAGGCAUGUGCUUUUUGACGACGUCCAGACGUCGGGGAGCGUGCCGCGGCAAAUGUGCAAGCGCGGGGCGUUUGCAUCUUUGCCGCAGUGUGUCUCCCCCCCCCCCCCCCC
Fonticula alba is the source of this 1794-nucleotide messenger RNA. RefSeq lists its product as hypothetical. Bases 74 to 1579 code for a protein of 501 amino acids. Gene Ontology annotation, molecular function: oxidoreductase activity, acting on the CH-CH group of donors, NAD or NADP as acceptor. The record is from RefSeq and is a predicted model, not a curated record. Gene Ontology annotation, cellular component: endoplasmic reticulum membrane. Lineage: Eukaryota; Rotosphaerida; Fonticulaceae. Gene Ontology annotation, biological process: sterol biosynthetic process; brassinosteroid biosynthetic process. The transcript is spliced from 2 exons.